Molecule: messenger RNA, 6510 nt
Organism: Heterocephalus glaber (naked mole-rat)
Lineage: Eukaryota; Metazoa; Chordata; Mammalia; Rodentia; Bathyergidae
Source: RefSeq, a predicted model, not a curated record
GUGCUGUCGGCUUCCCAGUCGCCAUGAGUUGAGCAGCUUUCCUCCAUCAAGCCCUUCCACCAUGAUAUUUCUGCGUUUCCACAGGCCUAAAGUAAAAGCUGGCCUGCCAUGGACUGAAACCUUUGAAACCAUAAGCCAGAAUAAAUCUACUUUAAGUUGACUUUCUCACACUUGGUCACAAUGAUGAAAAGUGGGGCCUUUUCUGAGGUGGUUUUAGCCGAGGAGAAGGCAACUGGAAAGCUCUUUGCAGUGAAGUGCAUCCCCAAGAAGGCACUGAAGGGCAAAGAAAGCAGCAUAGAGAACGAGAUCGCCGUUCUGAGAAAGAUUAAGCAUGAAAAUAUCGUUGCCCUGGAAGACAUUUAUGAAAGCCCGAAUCACUUGUACCUGGUCAUGCAGCUUGUAUCCGGUGGAGAGCUAUUUGAUCGGAUAGUGGAGAAGGGAUUUUACACAGAGAAAGAUGCCAGCACUCUGAUCCGCCAAGUCUUGGAUGCCGUGUACUAUCUCCACAGAAUGGGCAUUGUCCACAGGGACCUCAAGCCUGAAAACCUAUUGUACUACAGUCCAGACGAGGAGUCCAAAAUAAUGAUCAGUGACUUUGGAUUGUCAAAAAUGGAAGGCAAAGGAGAUGUGAUGUCCACAGCCUGUGGGACCCCGGGCUAUGUUGCUCCGGAAGUUCUUGCCCAGAAACCUUACAGCAAAGCCGUUGACUGCUGGUCCAUCGGGGUGAUUGCCUACAUCUUGCUCUGUGGCUACCCUCCUUUUUAUGAUGAAAACGACUCCAAGCUCUUUGAACAGAUCCUCAAGGCAGAAUAUGAAUUUGACUCCCCCUACUGGGAUGAUAUCUCCGACUCAGCAAAAGACUUCAUCCGGAAUCUGAUGGAGAAAGACCCAACUAAAAGAUACACCUGUGAGCAGGCGGCUCGGCACCCAUGGAUCGCUGGUGACACAGCCCUCAACAAAAACAUCCACGAGUCUGUCAGCGCCCAGAUCCGCAAGAACUUCGCAAAGAGCAAAUGGAGACAAGCCUUUAAUGCCACGGCCGUCGUGAGGCAUAUGAGGAGGCUGCAUCUGGGCAGCAGCCUGGACAGCUCAAGUGCCAGCGUCUCGGGCAGCCUCAGCCUGGCCAGCCAAAAAGAUUGCCUGGCACCUUCCACGCUCUGUAGCUUCAUUUCCUCUUCAUCGGGGGUCUCAGGAGUUGGAGCCGAGCGGAGACCCAGGCCCACCACUGUGACCACAGUGCACACUGGAAGCGAGUGACCGGCUCGGAGGCGGACGGGGUGGGUCCAGAAGGGGCCCAGGCCACCGGGCGGGCGGUGAAGCUCCCUCGAGACCCCGCCCCGCCUGCAUGGUGCACCUUUCUGCACAGGACUGGAAGACAGAAGUUCUUUAUGGCCAUAUUUUAUACUGCAAUUCUGAAACGUUCAUUUCUCACAAGCUGUACUGAACUCAAGGGGAGCUGAAUGAAUAGGAUCUGGUGCUGUAAAUAGGAGUCUUGUGGAGCUCUCGUGGAAUGACCUUCUGUUCCUCUCUCCCGGCUCUGUUGUUUCCACUCUUCUCAGUGUAGACAGCCGUCUAGGUUGUAUUUUUUUCAUGGGAAAAAAAAAGAUUUCAACUGGAUUAUUUGAAUAUCGGUGAAUAUUGUGCAUUAGCGGUUUUUUCCUUUGAAGAAGUAUGUCUUUUGGAUCUGUAUCUCAGUUACAUGACCUUUAUUAUUUGCUCUUCAAUAGUAGUUUUAUGUUAACCUUUAAGAGAUUUUUUUUUUUCCUCCAAGGAGAAUUUAAAGGCAUUUUUUAAAAUUCUAAUAAGAGGAUGAAGACUGUCUCCCAGGCUGAGUGUACUUUACUUCUGUUCUUCCCUUCCUCUCCCCUCCCUCGGGAGGGUCAGCUCUGAGGAAGGCACCUGGGCAGCUCUGGGGGAGUCUUCUCUCCAGCUCUGGGGCAGUGUGCAGAAAACCCUUCCCCGAAGCUGCUCCAGCGAGCCCCAGGCCACCGCAGCGGAAAUGAAGACGCCUGCUCCCCGAGACCCAAGGCUGGUCCUCACCGUGAACCUGGCUCUGUGAACAGGAUACCCACAAAGCCAGGAUUCAGAGUGUCCCUCCCCCUGGGGACCAGCUGCCGUCCGUGUACGCACCUGCACGCAGCCCUCAUUUCUCUGAGGGAUAACAGAUGAAACUCUGACCUCAGCUAUGCAGUUGUAAAAUGAAUCUCUUUCUCUGUUUUUUUAAAACGCAGUUCUAAUCUUAUACUUAAAACGGCCUCCAGAACACAUGUUUCUGCACAUUUUUACCCCGCCUUGAAGAAACCAUUUCUCUGGGGGGAUGAGAAGAGGUGAGCACCAUGUGUGCAGAGCACCGGCCGAGGCAGAAAUGGCCUCCGACUGGUGCAUGAAGCCGUCAUUGACAUUGGGGGACCGUAAGGCAAAGGCCUGUGGUAGCAGGGUCACCAAGUAGCCCCAUGUGCCCGGCGCUGAACGAUUUCCCAGACUGUGGGGUGACCUGCAGCCCGAGGAAGAGCAGCCGCAUCCUUCAGCGCUUGGGCUGGGUGUGCAGUGCAGCCCCGCCAGCCCUGGAGGAGGCUGUCCCGCAGAGCCGGGCAGGUGAUGCCCCGAUCCCUCGCACCUGCCCAGCGUGCUGCGCUCUGCUCCACACAGCCUCGUGGACCCCGACCCCCUGGGGUCCCUGCUGGUACAGCGCCUGCCAUGGCAGGUUACCAGUGCUAGAAGGUCCUGUUGGGCAAAGCGUUGUCACUUCCACACUUUGCCUAUUUUAGCGAUGCCUCUGACCCUCCACAGCGCACACACACACAUGCACACACAGUGUUCAGACUCAGCAGCCCCAGCUAAGGACACAGCGCCGGAGGUGUAAGAACAGUACAGGCAGCUGACACUUGUUCCCACCUGGCUCACAGGCAGGAAUCCCGCUUGGCUUCUGUCACACAGGUAUCCGUGGUAAAAAUUCAAGCCAUCCGUCUUAAAAAUCUGCAGAAAGCCAGGAAAUGUCCAUGCAAGGACAACAGAGCCAGUGAAGAAGCAGGUGUCACCUACAUUGGAGACACGUCACCCGAAUAUUCCCGUAGGGUGGACAAUGACCUAAGUGUCAUAAACAUACUUGAGGAAGCUAAGGAGCCCGUGUAGGGUUGUGAGCAUGUGGCUUACCAGCUGGUGUCAUGGGAAUAUUCGGGUCCAUAUAGUAUGAGGAGGACAACAGAAGGUGACCGGGAACCGUGUACCUGAGUCGUUAGCAGGUCUUGGCGCUGUGUGGCCUGUGCAGCGAUUUGCAGCUAGAAAACGGUGUUUGAAGCCAAAUGCUCUUAGUGGUGGUGGAGACACUGUCUGGCGCUGACGCGGGCGGAGCGUGUUAUAUGCGGUUCCUUUGAAAGUGUCUUGUCCCGGAAAGUGUAGAACGGGUGGCGAGUGCCCCUGGUGGCGGUGCCCACCGUGCCCGCUGGCCUUCAGGGUGAAGGAGGAAGCUCUUUUCCAACCACGCUGGGUGUCGUUCAUGUCUCCUUAGCGCAGAAUGGGCCUUUCCUGGAGCGUGGAUACACGGGGAGGCCGCAUGCUGGACCUCUGGCUGAUGCCACAUCCACCGGUAUCAGCCAAGCAUCUCCUCCAGGCCCCUGGGGCGACGGCUGAGGCUGAGGACGGCGCCCAGGCCCCCCGUGGUCUCUGUCUUCUCAGAGCAAGUGGGUUUUUGUCCUCAUGGCAAUAACAGUGGGCUUUCCUUUUGCUGCCUGUCUGUUCUUCCGUUGCUCCCCGAUCUUCAGUUCCUAAGUGAGGCAGGAAGAGCUGCUCGUGUUGAUCUAACCAACCAUGCUCGGGCCCUGACAGGCCUUCCCCUUGCCACUCUGACCCAGGGGAUGCCCGCAGGCUGGGCUGCUCUCCUGUAGGCACUGGGAUCUGGAGCCUCAGACCGGGCUGGGGCAAAGGUGGCUGGAGCUGGGAAGCACAGGGCAUGCCCAGGUGACAGACACAAAACCCCAGAGCAAAGAGGAGCCCACCACUCCCCACAGCACCUGGCCCUAUGGAGAACAGAGAAUGUAGUCCACCCCCGUCAUAUCUCCUCUUGAAAGGAUGGCGUAGCUGGCAUGCAAAGAAAAGGGCAGCUGUGGCCUAGUGUUCUUGAGCUUGAUCCUUGUCACUUCUCAAAUCUCACCUGUGGACAGUGGGGGCAGCGCCUGGGACACAUGAGCUUGUGACUGAGAGGGCCCCACUGUCGGGCUUGCUCUUAGCACAGUCCAGGGACCUGGCCACCCAGGCCUAGGCUUCUUUCUGAAAAACAGGCAAAGCUUUAGCUUUUAGAAAACAUCAGCUAUGUGAUAAAAGGAAUCCAGCCCCAGACUCAGUUUCCUGCCCGGCCUUAACCUCAUGCUGAGUUUGUCCCCGUUAGUGUCCACUGUGGCCUGGGUGGGCUGUCGGUGGGGGAAGGAACUCCCCUUUGGACAAAGGCCAAGGGACAGGGAGCCCAGUUGGCCCUUGUGGAACGACACUUAGCCCCAUCAACCCCCUGGCUCUCAUUUUAUGAGCAGUUUUAAAGACAAAGUGAAGACCCUAUCCCGGUGGGGCUGCACAAGGUGUGUCAGAGCUCUGGACCCCCCAGCCCUCUCCGAUCCUGGGUCAGAAGUGAUCUUCACCCCGGGGAUCCACGGUGGAGUCACUGAGGCAGAGCCAAGGACAGGGCUCCCAGGCGAGGGCCUGUUCUGCCCACAGCUCUCUCGCCUUCCACAGUCCCGAGUGCCUGCUGAUCGGUCUCCUUUGGCAACAAGGGAGGAAGGCGAGGGAGGCAAAGGGCAGCUCCUCCUAUUUUCCAUAACAAAUCAGAGGGUCUCCCAGGUCUGCAGUCCUCCCCUUCCGCCAGUGCACGAGCCCCUCGCAUGCCCAUCUCCUCUCCCCCACAGGGUUUGCCUUGUCCUGAAACAUUCCAGACCAAACACUGUUCAGUUUGUUUCCAAAAGAAAAACAAUGUACAUACCUGUGUGGGAUCCGGCACUCUUCUGGGGGCACCAGACCUGUGUUGGGGCUGCAAGUGCACUGGACCUUUGUCAGAGGCAUUCCGAGCCUUUGGUUUUCAGAACUGAAAAAGGUUAAGAUGAGAAAGCCGAACUGGGUAAACAGAUUUGUAAAGGAGGGGUUCAUUUCCUGGUGGCUCCAAGGACAUUCGUGUGCAGACAAGUUCGCCUGAAAACCUCAACUCUUGGGUGGCAGGAAUGUGUGAGGAGGAGGACAAGACCUUCAGCCCCUCGCUGGGUCCCAUCUUGGUGCACAGGGCCGGCCUGCUGCAAAGUCCGCCCUGCAUGCUGGCCACAGCCUGGCCUGCCUCCUGCCCCAGCAGCGGCCCCACCUCCAGAGUCAUCCAGAGGGAGUUCACCCUUUCCAGACUUCCCUGCCACCUCCAGCGGGAGCAGCAAAAGCUUGUGGCUUCUGCAAACCUAAUGGCUGUGCAUUUGGAAGCUGAACACCCAGCAUGUGGCUGCCGAGUCUGGUUUUGUGGACAGAGCAAACUGGAAUGGCUUUUCGGUGUCUGUAUCUGUCUUUCUACACCAAAGGGUCAAACUGUGGCACUCGCCCUCUGUACUAAGGCUGCUUCUGCAUUCACCUGUUUCUAACCUUUUUGUCUCCGGGGAACUUCUCAUGUGAUCUUUAUGUCAUCUGAUGAUUUGCUGUAUUAUUUUACUUACAGGUGAUUUUAUCUUCAUGGGAACAGGAAAAAAGAAAAUGAGAGAAGGGUUUGAGGCUUUAGUCAUAGAGAUAGCACUAGGGAUGCAGAAGCCCCAGACAUGAGUUAAGCUGAUUCUUAGAGGAAAACCUUAGUUUGGAGAGAUUAGGGUUCCUGACUCCCCAGAAGCCCCUGUCUUGGGAGACCGGACCCUGGGCAGAGUCGGCAGCCAGGCUGUGAGAAGCAAGGAGAGGCUCAGUUCUGAGGUCUUGCAGCACCGAAGCCUGCUCCUCUCCGUCCAGGGCACCUGGCUGUUCAGGGGUGACGUGCGACAGUGUCCCAAUGUCAACAGAAGCCGCAGCAUCCCAGCAGCAUCUUCACCUGGAGAUGUUUCAGAGAACAAUAUUUACCUUAGUCCCACGCUCAGGUGAGAAGGCGUCAAAGGUACAUUCUGCCCAGAAUCCACAUCGGAACAUUUCCCAAAUUGGCGUUUGCAGCGACACAUAGUCUUCUGGCCCUUCUUCUGACACCCACCCCUGCCGUAAGCAUGUUUUCCAAAAGCUUACAGUGGUGAAUCCAGGAACGACCCCGGGUUACUAUUACCAGGCUUGCAAUUGGUUCAAUUUUCCCAUAAAAACAUGCCUGUCCAAAAGAAGAGAAAUGUGCAUUUAUUCCGUGCAUGUGAUAAACUCUGCAAGAAGUUUAACGCCAGAGGUUUGCGGCACUGCACAACUGUCCAUGGGUCUGUGUAGCAAUGAUUCUCUGCCUUGACAAUCAUGUAUACAUAUCAAGGUUUCUGUCAUAAUGAUGAGAUUGACGACUUCUUGUUUUCCUCCAAUAAAGACAGUUAAUCACCCUCA